CCAUUUUCCAGGCAGCUCCAGAGAAUCAUGACACUCUUCCCUCACCGUUUGUUUCAUCCUAACUAAAUAUAUCCAAAAUGUCCUCUCAUAAACACAACUUUCAGUGCUUCAACGCCAUUGGUGGAAACGGCUCGCACAAAUCCUCCCCCCCAUUUAAGCAUCACACCCCCCAUUUACCCAGAAUCCCCCAGCAUGGCUCGAUGGUCCACACAGACGAAUGCUGCCUUUGCACUGAGUACCGGCAGGCCCAAGCCCUGGAGGCGGAGGAGACACAACUGUCAGAUUUCCAUCAGACUCACCCAUUGUACCACAAGUACCACCCCCACCAGUACGUUCUCAGAGCACCGGGGAGGCCCGAAGAGGGUCAGGAGUGUCACAUCCACCAUCACCGGCACAACAAGAGGGUGGUGCUGGUGAAGAGCAGCGAUCCGUCAAUCAAGAAGACCAUCAUUCUGCACCGCAGGAGUCUGCGCAGCAUCGGCCUCUUCUUGGAGGAGAUUUCUGAGCUCAUGCACUUCAAUAUCCGGAAGCUGUACACUCCAGAUGGCCAGAGGAUCGACAGCAUUCAGAGUCUUCUGCAGUGCCCCGGUGUUCUGGUCUGUGUGGGCAGGGAGUCUUCUCAUCCUUCAGUGAAGGAACAUUUUUCCACAGACAAACUUCCAAAGCUGGGCGUGAAGUCCCGUUUCACUGACACCGCUGAUGGACACGAAAGACCUGGUGCUGAGAAAAGUGUCAUCCCUCCAAAAGCAGAAUCUGAAAACAAAGGGACCAAGCGGUCACAUGAGAGGCCCGUACCAGACAGUGCAGACUCCCCGGACCUUGUUGGUUCCUACCCCCCCACCGACAACAACUUGAAGGAUGACGACAUAAAGAAACGCGUCCGUAUCAACAAGGAUGGUAGCUUGUCCAUGGAGAUGAAAGUGCGCUUUAGAUUACACAAUGAUGAAACAUUGCACUGGUCGACAAAAGUAAGAAAGACCUCAGGCGGGACCUGUGAGUUCAAGCAAGGACACAGUAACGCCUACUAUGCUCAGGUUAGUGAUAGAAGCUUUUCAGAAUCUGAAACCUUCUCUGCCGAAGAAGCUUGUGUCACUCGGCCCUAUCGGAGACACGCAGAGGAACCUCACUGUCCUCUGUGCUCCAGUCACUUCCAGGAUUACGACAUUUGGGAAAACGUUCCUGACACACACGGUGCACGUCGCUGUGCUCACUCUUCCAGCUCAAGUGCGUCAUCACACACUGUGGUCUCCAGAAAGACAAUAGUUAAAACAGAAUCUGUGUCAAGAUCAAGUGAGGAGCUGACAGAGCAGGUCAUUGAGAAAGAAACUUGUAUAAAGAAGAUAAUCCAGGCAGCUGAAACUGUGGAGUACUGCACUGUCUGUGAUGAAAGGGAAGGAGGCUCUCAGAGAGCUUCAAGAGCUUCUCAGAAGAGCAACUUGGAAGUCGAAAAAAAAGCAUCCAGUCCUUCAGGAGGCUCAGAUAAGUCAAAUAAUUCUAAACUUUACCAGAUCUGUCAGUGUGGAGCAUCUCCAGGUCAUGUGAAUGAAAGAAAUGAACAAAUUAUGAACCAAGAUGAAGAUGAAGAAGAAGAAAGUGGGAUAUUGUCAAGUGCCAUGUCUGUCAAAUCACAUGCCUCUAACACAUCAGAGAACGCAGCGUGCAGGGACAACCAGGGGAGAAGAUCUAAAAGUGCCAUGUCAUGUUAUUCAGAUGCCUCAACCAAAUCCACAUGUGGUGUUUUAGAAGGACAACAAACAGCUGAAGUCAAAGUUACACAAGAGAGAACACUGGAAUAUCUCAAGCCUGAAGAGGAUGGAAAAGAGGAUAGAGCAUCCAGUUCUGUCUCAUCCAAAGUGUCGACCAAGUCCAAAGGAUCGAGAAUAUCUUCUGUUCGAAGUGAGAAGCCAGCUGAUGAGGAUUUGGAGCUGCGGACACCCAGCACCAUGUCCGCUAUAUCAAAUGUUUCUGCAGAACUAAAACACAUCAUGUGUGAGACGUCUGAGGAAGAAGGCAGUCAGAGUUCAACAGAGGAAAAAGAGAGUGAUCAGAAUGCGCAAAUCAUGAUAUCAGAGAAAGGAGGUGUUUCUCCAAGGUCGGAAACCUCUGAAGCUGCACCAACUGAAAACACACAGGACUAUCAAGCUGCAAAACAAGAAAGUGAAAGAACACAAAGUGUACAGUCUGUUGAGUCUGUUGGGUCAAACUCAUCCACACCAGUUCAAGAAUCAACAGGUUUUGAAGCAACAACUGUGAGAACCACCAGUGUUUUGUCAGUUCAAUCUAAUGCUUUUACCAAAAGUGCAGAAAAUGAACCAAAAGAGAGACCUCACUCAACCCAAUCAGUGAAGUCUGUAGUGUCAAAUAAAUCUACAAAAUCAGAAAGAUCUAAAACAGCUGAAAUCUUUGGUCACAAAGAUGAUGACGCUGUUGAGAAUGGAGAUGUUGGAGAACCAAAGGAAGAAACAGAAGUUGAGAAAAUGCCAAACAAUACUGAGGAAAGAGUAUCAAGUGGUAUGUCAAAUUCAAAGGUAACACAAGCUCAGCAAAGUGAUACCCAUGAAGAUAAUUCUGAGGAGACUCUAUGCGAUGGAGAGACCAAAAGAUCAUUGAGCUCAAUCUCUGCAACAUCAAGGAGAUCAAACUGUUCUGCUGUUGCUCCUACUAAUGAAAACAUUGAGAUUUCUCUGGAGGAAAAUGAAGUAAAUACUGAAGACAGGGGCCUGAGCAGGGUCUCAGUCAACUCAGUGCAAUCACAUGCAGAAAGAACACCAAGUGCUCUGUCCAGUAAAUCAGCAAAAUCACACACUUCCGUAAAGUCUAACAAGUCAAAUACCAAAACUCUUAAUGACAAAGCCACCGAAGAGGAAACUCAAGAGAGAACACAGAGCGGAUUGUCAAUCAACUCCACAGAGGUAGAUACCGCAACAGGAGAACACACAUCUGAAUGUAAAGAACAUGUAGAAAGAACUCCAAGUAACAUGUCAGUCAGAUCAGAGAAAUCCGACACUUCCUUCUUAUCCCAGAAAUCUGAAGUUUCUGAAGCAAGCAUGGGAAAUGAGGUUAGAACUGUUGAAGGAGAGGAUGUAAAGAGACCGUUGUCAGUUCAUUCAGUUGUCUCUGAUGUUUCUGUUAGAUCAAACAAAUCAAAACGUCAACAUUCCAGAGAUGAUGUUGAAAAUAUCAAAGAAUCAAUUGAAGAAAGACCAUCGAGCACUAGAUCUUCCAGAUCUAAACAGUCUUGUGUCUCAAAAAUGUCUGAGGAAAGACCACAAAGUACUUUGUCAGCUAAGUCAGUCAAAUCUGAAGUCCUCAGUGUUGAAGAUUAUACAGCUGGAGGCCAAGAAGACGCAGAUGAGGGUCAAGAGAGAGCAGAGAGUGUGCGGUCUGCCAAAUCAGCAAAAUCAGCUAAAUCUGCAAAAACUCUCAAAUCUAAAGAAAGGGAUGAGAAGGAAAACGCAUCUGACAGUGAUCGUGAAAGUAGAUCUCCAAGCAUUUUGUCUGUCAAAUCAGCAAAAUCCACAAUGUCAAAAGCUUCUACAAGAUCAAAGAAAUCUAACGUUUCCAAAAGUUGUCUGGAGGGAGAUGUAGACAGUCUUGAUGAGAGAAAUAUUAAAGGAGGGAGUGGCAGUGAAACUGUGAGGUCUGUGUCUGUGCAGUCAGUUGACUCAAGCGUUUCUGGGAAAUCAAAAACACAGAAUAGUCCAGCAGAUGUUCCUCCUGAUGAAGAGUCUGUUAUUAGUGAGCAGAGCUCUAAAGAGAAAGCAGAUGAGAGACCUCCAAGUGCUAUGUCAGCCAAAUCAGAGGAGUCAAGCCUCUCAGAAAUGUCCAUCAAUUCUGUAGAGACAGCAAAUAGUGCUAGGUCAUCCAAAUCAGCACAAUCACGUGGUUCAACUAAAUCAAUCAAAUCAAAAGCUUCUGAAAACUGCUCAGGCAAAACUCCAGAAGAAAGAGGCGGUGAAAAUCUAGAGGGAACAGAUGGUCAAGAUUGUCCUGCAGCGGAGGAAGCAUGUGACGAUGACAAGCCUGUCAGCGAUUUAUCAGGAAAGUCAGUAACACCAAACGCUUCUACAGACAUUUAUGAAGUUUGCUCAGAAGAUGGAGCCAACAACACUGAUGACAAAAUUGUUGAGGGAGAGAGUGAAGGAAGACCGCCGUCAGCUCAGUCCUUUGACUCAAACACAUCGGCGAAUAAAUCAAAUUGUACCAAUGACACUCCAGUCGGUUCUGACAUUGUCUCCGGUGAAGACACCUCCAAAGAACCAGAAUCUGAAAGGGCAGCAAGUACAGUGUCAACCAAAUCAGUCCAGUCAAACAUCUCAGGAACUUCUGGAAGUUACAGAAAGAAAACCUCAAGUGCUUUAUCAGCUAAAUCACCAAAGUCGUCUACUUCUGAAGAGUCAGUACACUCAAAAGACUCCGACCCUCAGUCUGCGAGAGCUUCCGAGAUAGAUACUGAAGAUCAGGAGAGGACAGGGAGUGCAAUUUCAGUUAAAUCGAAUCAUUCAGAGAAAUCCGUUCGGUCAGAAAGACCAGAACGCUCAGACGUGGAGAGCACAACUGAUUGUGAAGAACACACAGACAGAGCGCAAUCCAACCUCUCAGUCAAAUCAGGAAAGUCUGCAAAAUCAAACACUACGACUGUGUCUAAAAGAUCAAAAGUUUCAGAAAAGGUGGAGAACACUGAUGGAGACAACAUAGAGCAGAGUGAGGAAAGAGCACCUUCUUGCACGUCCACCAAAUCAGUCCAGUCACACGUGUCUGAGAGCUCCAGAAAAUCCUGUGCUGAUGGAAGUCAUGAGGACAGUGCACAAGAAAGAACACAGAGUGUACUGUCUGUCAAAUCUGUGAAAUCAACCAGGUCUGCAAAAUCUAAUGAAUCUAUAGGAAUGGAUGAUCCAUCCAACGGAGACAUACCUGAUGAGAAGGAAAAUAGAACCUUGAGUAGCAUGUCAGAGCGAUCUAAAUCCACUGAGUCCAAUGUCUCUGCAGUGUCCAAGAAAUCAGAAGUCUCAGUUUCUUGUGAACUUAUCAGUGAAGAUGCAGCUGUAAAAGAGCAGGAGGAAGAAGAUCUUGGAAAUGGGUCAGUAAAGUCAGACACCUCUGUAAGAUCGAGUAGAUCAAAAUGUGGGUCUGAUUUCCCAACUAAAGAAAACAGUCGACCAAAGUCCCAAAGUUCAGCAAAAUCUUUAAGAUCUAAUUUGUCUGGCAGUUUUAUUCACAGCACUCCAGAGGAAAGAAAUGAUGAAGAAAGUCAAGACAGAGCAAAGAGUGCAUCAUCUGAAAAAUCAACAACUUCUAAAAAAUCCAAAAAGUCAAAGGUCUCAGUUUCUCCAGCUGAAGAAAGUGCUUCUGGUUCGGACGAUUUGGAAAGAUCUGCAAGCUCUUUAUCAGUCAAUUCAGCAAAAUCAGGACAUUUUUCUGAAGCUAAGAAGUCAAAAGCAUCUGAUCAACAGUCCGGAUAUGCAAGUGAAGCUGCUGAUGCCGAUAAUGAAGGUAGGAUGAGCUCACUGUCAACCCUAACGAACAGGUCAAACAUAUCUGCAAGAUCAAAGCUUUCUAAAGGCUCUGACACUGUGACUUCACAAAACCUCGAGAGUGAAAACAUUGAUGUUGAUGAGGAAAAAACUUGCAUAUCUGUCAAAUCAGACCAGUCUCACGUUUCAACAAAAUCCAAGAAGAAUGAAGCGUUUGCCGGUGAUGUAUCUGAUGAAAAAGAGAAAACUACAGAGAGGGCUCCAAGCAUGUUGUCAGCUAGAUCCACAAAAUCAGAAAAGUCAACCAAAUCAAGAGAGUUGAUAGUCAGUGAUGCACCAGCUGAUGAUUGUGCUUCAGAGAAGUCAAUUGUCUCAGUGCACUCUAACAGGUCAGCGGAGACAGACUUACUUGAAGAAAGUGCAGUAGAAGAAAAUACAGGAGAAGCACCAAGCUGUGUGCUGACUGGAUCAGAAGAUUCGGCUGAAAGAGGGCAGAGUGUGAUGUCUGUGACGUCAAAUGGUUCAAGAAAAUCUUCAAAAAACUGCAAGCCUUCAGCUGACAGCAACGAAGAACAAACUGUUGAAGAAGUAGGGAGAUCCCCAAGCAACAUGUCUGGGAGUACAAACAAAUCUAACACCUAUGCUUCAUCAAGGAACGUGACUCCACAUGGUGGUGCUUUAGAAGACUUUACAAAUGAAGGAGAACGAUCACCAAGCAUAGUGUCAGCAAAAUCCUCUACCUCUGUAAAAUCCACCCAACAAGGUUCUACUAAGUCCAGUCGGUCAAAUGUCUCUGAUGGUCAACGUGGAGAGAAACUUGAUGAGGAAAAGAACAGGCCUCUAAGUAAGGCCUCCAUGAAGUCAGCAAAAUCGAAUUAUUCCGAAAAUUGCAAUGAACCCCAAGCUUCUCCUGAUCAAAGUGUCCAUGCUGUUGAUGAAAACAAAGAAGAAGAUGCUAGCAAAAGAGCACUUAGCCCAAUUUCUGCAAAGUCAAAUGCAACAUCUACAACAGCAAAAUCAAACACAUCAUGUAAUUCCGAAAGAUCCAGAAAUUUAGAAGGUUUGGAACCGAAAAACAAGGAAGAUGAAAAUGUAAAGAAGACUCCAAGUGUUCUUUCAGUUGGGUCAAAGGCUUCUUCAAAAACCAUACAGUCAAACAGAUCUGGCACCUCCAAAAAGAAGACCAUAGAAGAUGAAGUAGAUACAGACGAUAUAAAGGACGGUGUCCGAUCAACCAAAUCAGCAAAAUCUCAUCAGUCUGAAGUCCCAGCUGUAACCGUUGAAGAAAGCGAAGACAGGUCUCCCACGACCAUGUCAUUAAAGUCCAAAGCUUCAGGACAUUCAAAAAGAUCUAAAUCAUCCGAAGGUCAAAAAAGUGAAAGAAAAACAAAAGGUUCUCUUAGUGUACAUUCACAUCUGUCUACGAAAUCUAAGAGAUCUACAGUGACGGAUGUGUCAGCUGCCACUGUUACUUCCUCAAAUCCAGCAGAAGUUGUGAAAAUCACAGGGAAGGUUGACAAAAUGAGUGAUGGUCCACAGCAACCUCUGGAAGCAAAAAAUCAGCUGAUUCGUCAAUCGGAGUCAAAAGAAAGUGACUUGUCUCAAACUCUGUCCAGUUCAGAGGUCGUCAAAGAGACUGGUGAGAUUUCAUCGCCUUUAGAAUCAAAGUCUCUGAGUGAAAAGGACAGCAGUUGUAGACCCAAGAGUAAGGAGGGUGAUGAAUCAGAGUUGGUUCCCUCCAUUCUUCCCAAUACAUCCCCUACUGAGGUUGUAAAUGAAUGGCUCAAGACAAUACCCCCAGAGAGUGACAUAUAUGAGAUGGAGGACCUCAGUGAAAACUGUGAGAAGAUCAGCCAAGCGGCAGAGGGAGGUAAGGAAGCAGAGGAUAAUAAGAAGACUGACAAUUCCUCAACUGAGACCUCAAAAGAUAUAGAUACGGGUGGAGAGAUGAAUCCUGACCCUAACGAUGAGGGCAAAGCAAGAACAGAAACACCCAAUGACAAUAAAGGCUCUCCUCCGACAGAUGAUCCUUCAAAAAUGUUAAAUUCUUCUGUACAAGUCAUGAGAGUACUUUUGAAUCCAAAGCCUGACAGAUGCAACAGUUUACCAGAAAUCUCCCCUGUGUAUGGACGUAAGCUGAGCACAUCUGCCACAGGUCUUUUGGAUUGCCUUGUGAAGUUACAGUUAAUAGACCAUAGUCCAAAAAAUGCAAACGAACAAGAUAAAAAAUACCAAGAUUUAAUGCACAUCCUUCAGUCUCUUUGGCUUUGUGAUCCUUCACAAAAUGAGCAAACACCAUCAAGAAACGGUAACCAUUUUGUUGAGGAUGAAUACAAUCACACCUCAUCUUCUGGAGUGGAUGUCAACAGUGGAUCCACAGGUUCUGGGAAAAGCAGCGAUGGAAUUAAAAGUAGUAACAGUAACCACGAAGACGUGUCUCAACUUCAUAGCAUCCCUGUAUGCAAAGACACAAAUGAAGAUGCCGUGUGGCAGCCUGAGAGAGAAGAGCAAAAAUUGGAGGGAGAUCGUCCAGAAACAAAUGAUGCCAUCAGGUACAACGAUAGUCCAAGGGAGACACCCGAAACACCGUCUUCAAAUGAGAGUUCAGGAACCUCCAGCACCACCAGCCAAAAGCUGUUACAAGAGACUGAACCUAAGGGUGAGGAAGACCGUGAUGCUGAGAGUCCUGUCCUUAGUAAAGGGGCAAAUUUAACAAAAAAUAUGUCCCACAAUCCAGAUCCUGUAUGGGUCUUGAGCUUACUGACUAAAAUAGAAAAACAGUUUAUGGUACACUAUGUCCGUGCAAUGAAAGAGUUCAAGGGUCGAUGGAAUCUGGCGGAUAAUGAUCAACUUGAUGAAUUUAUAAAUGAGCUAAAAGUCGAGAUUGAAAGAAGGAUCCAAAAAAGCAUUAACAGAGAAGUAAGAAAAAUUCAAGACAGUGUAGGCCUUCCGAGACCUCCCAAUGACACGAGGUCCCAUGAUUCAACAGGCCAAGCAAAGGAGAGGAAACAGAAGCUGAAGAAGAGUCUCCAACACUCCGCGGGAUCACAAGAAGAAAAAAGUGACGAUUCCACAACAGGAACGUCUUACAGUGACCAGCGCAGUGAAAACAUAGAUGAGUCCUGUCCGUGUGAAACGUGCAUAAAGACAAGUAUGAACUCGGAGGCUUCUCUAACGGUGGAAGCUACAAAUGCGGCACAUUCAGGUGAUGAAGCCAGGGUAGCAGUAGCACUUGUAGAAAACAUUGUUGUUGCAGCAGUGAAAGAAGUAGAGAGGGAGAAAGUGGAUCGCUGUACAGAUAAUACUUCUCCAUAUAAAGAAGACGAAAAGGAAGAUGACAGUAAAAGUAUGGAAUCUUUGACAAAACAUGAAGGAAAGAAUACACCUCUAGUUACGGAGGAGGACAGUACAGAGGAUGAAAGAGAAGCUGCAAAAACUGCAAAAGAAACCACAUUGGAAGGAGAGACUCAAGACUCGGAUGAAGAUGAAGCUUCAGGUGAUGAAGAUGCACUAAAGGAGGCUGGUGCAGAAACAGCAGCAGAUGAGGAAUUGGCGACAGAUGGGAGUCAGGAGGAAGAAUUGACUGAAACUGAAGCAUGUGUCGUUAAAGAACCUAAACUCUUAAAGGAAGCGUCUAUAGCAACUACAGCAGAAGAAGAAGCAGAGGCAUCAACGGCAGCCUCAAGUGAACAUGAAUCGGAGAGAGAUGGAGUUGUUGAAGACUUUGAUGAAACAGACAGGGAUGCAGCUGUGGAAGCAAGGAGGGUUGAUGAUGAAGAAGAGGAUGGUGGUAUAGAAGAAUCAGCUGGAGAUUCUAAUUCCACCACGAAUGACGAUGACACUACUGAUGAUGCCACUAGUCAUAGACUAUCAAGUGAAGCGGCUGAAGAUGCAACAGAAGAUGAAGUUGCUGCAGGGAAUGAGUCUGAGGUGACAAGAGAUGAUGAAGUUUGCAAUUUCCAAACCAAAGAUUCUGCAGGUGAAGAUGAGACUGUGAAAGAAACCAAUAUGCUAGCAGCAAGUGAGCAUGGAUCUGUCACAGAAAAUCAAUCAGAAGAAGGUUUGCAAAGUGAUCGUGAGGUGACAAGUGAAGACGAUUCUCCACAUGAAAACCAGGAUUUGGAAACUGCUAAUGAUUUAAUUAAAGAGCAAGAUGACAUAGAAAUGACUGAAGGUGAUACAUCAGAAGACAAACAUUCCACUGGAGAUGAUGCUAAAGAGGAAGAAGUGAGAGCCUCAAGUGAUCAUGGAUCUGAGAGUGAGGAACCUGUGGAAAUGGAGAAGGUUCAUGAAGAGGAAGAGUCUUCUGCUGCCAGUGAAUCCAACUCUGCAGAAGAUCUUGAUGCUACCUCUGAUGCAAUCUCAGGUGAGGACGAAGGGGCAGAAGAAACUGCAGGAAGUGUAAGUAAACAUGACUCAGAGAAGGAUGAAGAUGAGGAGGAAAGCAGCAUCAUCAAACAGGACAAACCUUCUGAAAUCAGUGCAGAUGAAGAUAGGAAUACAUCUACAGCGGGUGAAUCAUCAUCAGAAGAAGAAGAAGAUCCCAAAAUGACAGAUGAUGACUCAGCUGCAGAUAAAGACGAUGCUGCUACCAGUCGAAGUGAAUCCAAAGAUGCGACUGACGAAGAUGAGACUAACAAGGAUGAGGAGACUGAGCUGAACACACAGGUGAUGGUGGAGGACACAGCUGAUGAUGGAAAUGACACUGGAGUUGUAAGUGAAGAUCAUUCUACAGAAGAUGAAACCACAAAGGAGAGUGAUGCCACGUGUAGUGAACUCUCGAGCGAACAACCUGAAAAAAACCUGGAGAAAACUGAAGAAGAACCCCCAACCCCAGAAACCAACAGCGGAGCCGAAAACGACAGCGAAGAAGAUGAAUCCGACCUAGCAAACAACGAAACUGCUACUGAUGAAGAUUCAACUGUCAUCAACAAAGAACACGAUCAAGGGGAGGAUACUGCUAACAAAGAGAGUGAAGGUGAAGAAGACCAUGGUGAAAAUCCUGUGGUAGGCCAGGUAGAUAUCACAUCUGAAGAUGUAGAAGAAGACACAACAAGCAGUCAGGAUGAUUCUGAAGAGAAUGAAGAGGCCUCUCCGAAAGAGGAAACUUCGGGUGAAGAGGACAUAAACAAAGUCAAUAGCAAAUCAAUUGACACAUCUAAUGAAGAAGUACUUGAUGACUGCGGUGUGAAAGACAAUCCUCAAUCUGUAAGUGAAGAAAGUUCCAGUGAAGAUGAGUCAAAGGAACAAAGCAACAACUCUGGAACACAUGAAAGCAGACCUGGUUCUAGUGUAACAGACCCGAAUGACACAACAGGACAAGAUGAGUCAAAAGUUGCAGAGUCGGAAGACGAUUCGGAGAUCGAGCCCAAAAAUCCGGUCGUAGAUGAGAUUCUGGAGGAGGCUAGUGAUGAAAAUGAGACCUCCAGUAAGAACGAGGAGCAGGAGGAGACAGAAUCUUCGGAUAAACCUGCAGAUAGCAGUGCCAACGAACUUGAGGAAGUUACAGAGCGAGAACAUGGAGUUCUAGACGAGGAGUCUGGAGAUGUGACGAAGAACGAGAGUAUAGAUAAAUCCGGUGUGGAAGAUACAAGGACUGGAGAAGAGACGGAAGUCCAAACGUUUACCGCAGAGGAAUCAGCUGUGGGACAGGAACUUAAUGAAGAUGUUAGGAAACCUGAAAGCAAAGAUUGUAAUAGUUGUGACAAAGAAAAAAACACAGAUGACGCUCUUGACAAAGAGGAAGAAACCGAGACGGGUAACGACGACUGGAGUGGAGAUGAGGGAAAUUCCGCCGACGAAGAGGACGAAGCAGAGGAAGACGAACCAGAAGAACACAAUCAGGUUGAACUAAAACCUUUAGCUGUAAACAAAGCAACCAAUCAGGGUCAGGCUGACAGACGAGGGAAAGAAACACUGUUGAAGCCGCUGGAUACUUUAAGAAAAGAGAAGGACGAAUCUGAAGAUGGCGCUUACGCAGAUGUUGAAGAUUCUGAGGCGGAAAUAAACAGCUAGCAAUAAUUUGAGUUUUGAAAAAGCCAAAGAAAAGGUGUGCACUGUUUAAAGAAAACAUGGCAGGAUGGAAACGAAACCCUGCUGUUUUACUUGAAACACUUGUGAACUGUUUGUGACAAAACAAACAGAAUAACGCACUUUCCAACAGCAGUUGCAAUGCUGUAAUAGUACACAAAAUCUUGAAUACUUGAAUGUGUGCAUACUUCAUAGUUUAGAUCUUAAA
This is a messenger RNA of Oryzias melastigma (Indian medaka), 11712 nucleotides long. RefSeq lists its product as uncharacterized. Bases 78 to 11489 code for a protein of 3803 amino acids. The record is from RefSeq and is a predicted model, not a curated record. Gene Ontology annotation, biological process: photoreceptor cell development; axoneme assembly; retina development in camera-type eye. The transcript is spliced from 3 exons. Gene Ontology annotation, cellular component: axoneme. Lineage: Eukaryota; Metazoa; Chordata; Actinopteri; Beloniformes; Adrianichthyidae.